Aspergillus niger is the source of this 2148-nucleotide messenger RNA. RefSeq lists its product as uncharacterized. NCBI's taxonomy places the organism in Eukaryota, Fungi, Ascomycota, Eurotiomycetes, Eurotiales, Aspergillaceae. The record is from RefSeq and is a predicted model, not a curated record. The transcript has 2 exons. The coding region runs from base 1 to 2148 and encodes 715 amino acids. Gene Ontology annotation, molecular function: protein binding.
AUGACAUCAGCCAAGUUCGAGGGUCCAAACUCAGGCUUCCAACUCGCGAAUAAUAACGGUAGCGUUCAUAUUACCGUUGAGCAGAGUUCAAUUUAUCGAGAUGAGAGAGUAAGGAGGUUUCUAAGUCUGCUCAACACCUGUCCCUACGAGGACCGGAAAAACAGAAAUAACAGACGAGUCCCUGGAACCUGUGAAUGGUUCACAAAGCAUCCGAAGUUUACCAACUGGCAACGGUGUACAAGUCAUGAUCUCGCUGGUCUACUAUGGGUCUCAGCCGAUCCAGGCUGCGGCAAGUCAGUCUUAACAAGAUACCUGGUAGAUGAGGUUCUCUGCAACGAGAAGCAAACUGUGUGUUAUUUCUUCUUCAAAGACGACUUCCCGGAUCAAAGGCAUGCAGCAGGUGCACUAUCAACUAUUUUGCACCAGAUUUUUGUUGCACGGCCCCAGCUUUUAUCAGAUACGGUUCUGAAAAAGCUGGAGACCGAUGGAGAAAAGCUUGUCCAGUCAUUCCAUAAAUUAUGGAACAUACUCAUGUCUGUCUCUGCUCAAGAAGAAGAAGCCAGAGAAAUUAUUUGCAUUCUCGAUGCAUUAGAUGAGUGUCGAGAUCGUGAUGAACUUAUUGAAGCUGUCACCAUGUUUUACCAAGGACUUCAUAGAGACCGGAAGCUGAAAUUCUUGAUGACAAGCAGACCAUAUCCUCAUAUAGAGCGCCUAUUUUGGAAGCUGCGGACCAGGCUGCCGACGAUACACCUAAGUGGGGAUGGCGAGGAAGAAGUCCAGAAAAUCUCCCAUGAAAUAGGUCUUGUCAUCAGCAAAAGAGUGAGCGAUAUCGGUAAACAGAGAUCACUUGAAGAAGAUGAACGCAACUUGCUGGAACAACAAUUGACUGCGGUUGAAAAUCGAACAUAUUUAUGGGUCAGCCUCACCUUGGACGUACUCGAGAAUAUGCCGGGUUUCACCAAGGGGAAUAUUCGACGCGUGAUACAGCAUCUUCCUACAACUGUUGAGAGUGCCUAUGAAAGAAUCUUGGACCGGAGCUCGGAUAAGAAGAAAGCCAAAGUUCUUCUUCACAUAAUUACAGCUGCUGUACGGCCUUUUUCUUUGGAAGAGUUAUCUUUUGCCUGGGCAAUACACAUCAAUCUAGUUGACACGAAUCUCACCGCUAUAAGCGAUGACUUGGAACCAAAGGAGAGAUUCAGAGAAACCCUGAGGGAUCUGUGCGGACUUUUCGUGGUUGUUAUAGACGAGAAGAUCUAUCUUCUGCAUCAAACCGCGAAAGAAUUCUUAGUCCAGAGCAACAUAUCCACUGUGAAACAAAACUCUCAGGCCACAGGAUGGAAAUGUGCACUCAAACCAGAGGAGUCUAAUGAAAUCCUUGCGCUCAUAUGCAUCUCAUGGCUACGAAGGAUAAAUGCUGCUCCAAGGGAUAUUGAACAAGGGGAAUUCGAUAAAUAUUCCUCAUGCCAUUGGAUCACGCACUACCAUCAAGCAAAUGUACAAGAUGGAAACGUGCUAAUCAUACGCGCGCAGUCGGUCUGUGACCCAAACUCUGAUGUGUAUCCAGUAUGGUCUGAGCUAUAUGCAAAUGAGAAUUAUAUUCCUAGGAGUACUUCAAGGCUUUUGAUUGCAUCAUUCUUCGGGCUUACUGGUGUGGUGAAGCUUCUGCUUGCAACAGGAAAUGUGAAUAUCAACUCUAAGGGUUCAGAUUCACGGGCCGCACUGUCCAGGAAAAAGCCGGUAAGGAAGCUUCUGCUUGGAACAAAAAGGAUGGAAAUGAACUCUAGGGACUCAGAGAAAAGCCUGACUCCGCUAUCCUGGGCAGCCAGGAAUGGGCAUGAGGCAGUAGUGAAGCUCCUGCUUGAAACAAAAAAGGUGGACAUAAAUUCAAAGGAUUCAACAGGCUGGACUCCACUGUUCUUCGCAGCUAUGAUGGGCCGUGAGGUAAUAGUAAAGCUCCUGCUUGAACCAGAAAAGGUGGCUAUAAAUUCAAAAGUUUCAAAAUAUGGCUCGACUCCACUGUCCUUGGCAGCUGAUAAUGGCCAUGAGGCAGUUAUAAAGCUCCUGCUUGAAACAAAAAAAGGUGGACAUAAAUUCAAAGAAUCUAGCAGGCCUGACCCCACUGUCCUUGGCAGCUAUGAGGGGCCGUGA